AUGUCGGGCUUCUUACAUUCUACAGCUACGCUGCUGGGCAGGACGAUCCUGUCGCCCGUCGCUCCGCACUCGCUCUUUGCGGUCAACGUCGAGUACUGCAAGCAGCCGCAGUCGGAUGAGCGAGCCAGACGGUCGCCGUCCAUCGAGACGCUGCUCGCAGCCACAGAGACGCUCAACCCAGCCAAGAAUCCGACGUACAAGCCUACGCCGUGGCUGUCGACGGGCCAUCUGCAGACCAUCUAUUCGGCCGUGGGCAACUUUAGCCAGAUCGAUGCCGUCGAGUACAAGCGGCGCGUGUUUGUCGUUCCAGACGGCGGUACUGUCGGUCUCGACAUCUCGCCUCCCGCGCUGGCUGAUAGCGAGGAGCAGCUACGCGCACAGAGCCACCCGGCAGCGGAUGGGCUGCCGACUGUAGUGUGUCUGCACGGCCUCACGGGCGGCAGCCACGAGAGCUACGUGCGCAACGUGUUUUCGCACCUCACCAAACCCAAGUCCCAAGGUGGGCUGGGCUACCGCGGCAUCGUGGUCAACUUCCGCGGAUGCGCCAAUGUACCCGUCACAUCGCCGCAGCUCUACUCGGCACUCAAGAUCGCCGAUGUACGCUCGGCGCUGCUGCUCAUCACCAAGCUGUACCCGAACUCGCCGCUGGUAGGCAUCGGCUUCUCGCUCGGCGCCAACGUGCUCGGCCGCUAUCUCGGCGAGGAAGGCGACAACACACCGCUACUCGGAGGCAUCAUCGUAGGUACGCCGUUCGACCUCAAGGCGGGCGCAGACGAGCUCGACUACGGCGGCUUUCUGUCGCAAAAGUACUCGAUGGCCAUGGGGCAUAAUCUGCAGCGCAUGGCACGCAAGCACAAGGACACGCUGGCUCUGCAUCCGCCCUUCCGCGCGCUGCUGGAUGAUCUGUACGACGCACCCCCGCAGCCCAAGGCUGAGUUGGAGGUGUACAAGCAGCAUGCCAAGAAUGGCGGGCCCCGCGAUGGCGAGCGAGCGAUCAUCAAGCGCGGCUCGCUCAAGGCGGCCGACCAGACCAUGACGCGCUUUGUCGGCGGCCUGCCCAAACCGUACGGCGAGUUCCCCUUUGACACCGCCGACGACUACUACCACUACGGCGGAUGCGCCAACAACAUCGGCGACGUCCAGCGCCCGCUGCUGUGUCUAUCCGCCCAGGACGAUCCCAUUGUGCCGGGUAAGAUUUGGCACAAGAUCCGUGCUGCCAUUGGACGCAAUGCCGAUGGCUCACCCAUGGAUCCCGCUUCGGCACAGGGAUGCAAUAAGAACGUGGUUCUCGCCUGGACGAAGGGCGGUGGGCAUCUGGGAUGGUUCGAGGGAAUUCGGCCGAGGAGGUGGCUGUACCGUCCCACGUCCGAAUUCAUCGCGGCGCUGUUCGAGCAUACCUCGCCCGAGGAAAAAGCGCGAGUGCGAGCCAGAAGUCGAUGGGCAUCGGACAAGGUGCAGACCAAGCGGGUGGAGGUCGAGUUGAUGCCCAAAGAGGCGCUGCCGGUGUACACUCUCCCGGGCGAAGACGGCCGCGCAAGUCGAUGGACCGAUUCGCAGCCUGCAUCGGGCAGCUCCACCCCAGCGGCUGGGGUGGAAGGUACAGACUCCCCCGCACGCGUGGCAUCGCUCGAGCGCGAUCUGCAGUCCGACAAGCGUGGAGCCGAGGAUGCACUGUUGAACCCCUCGGAUACCGGGUUUGCUGCCAACGCUCCGCCUGCCUCGGAACCCAACACCGAUGCUGCUGCGCACGGCACGCUGAGGAUGGGUUGGCUGCUCACGCGCGUGCUCAAAGACGCCCCGCUGGUGCAUCCGCGCCAUGCGACCUAUGCGACUUACACCCCACCCACGCCCGCAGAGGCAAAGCGGCUGGGAUGGGAAACUGUCCAGCUGGAUAUGUACGUUGAUGCCGACCAUCCCGAGGUGGGAUUCGCCGAGCUUGGGCCAGAGACGCGAGUGGCCGGGGUGGGGACUACCUUCCGCGGCGGAAUCGAAACGCCCGGUGCCGAUAUGGAGCCCAACUCAUCCACCAACGCCAAGAACGUCAUUGCCGGCCUCUGA
This is a messenger RNA of Moesziomyces antarcticus, 2058 nucleotides long. Its product is annotated as AB-hydrolase YheT. The record is from RefSeq and is a predicted model, not a curated record. Gene Ontology annotation, molecular function: monoacylglycerol lipase activity; acetylesterase activity. Lineage: Eukaryota; Fungi; Basidiomycota; Ustilaginomycetes; Ustilaginales; Ustilaginaceae. The transcript has a single exon. Bases 1 to 2058 code for a protein of 685 amino acids. Gene Ontology annotation, biological process: medium-chain fatty acid biosynthetic process; medium-chain fatty acid catabolic process.